This is a messenger RNA of Parasteatoda tepidariorum (common house spider), 4856 nucleotides long. It is a transcript of the gene Taf2, whose product is annotated as TATA-box binding protein associated factor 2. Gene Ontology annotation, molecular function: transcription cis-regulatory region binding; RNA polymerase II general transcription initiation factor activity; chromatin binding. Lineage: Eukaryota; Metazoa; Arthropoda; Arachnida; Araneae; Theridiidae. Gene Ontology annotation, biological process: transcription initiation at RNA polymerase II promoter. The record is from RefSeq and is a predicted model, not a curated record. Gene Ontology annotation, cellular component: transcription factor TFIID complex.
CAGAAAAAGGCAGUCGAAAGCUGUUCCAUAUCAAACAAUCAAAUUCGUUUACAAACAAACUAGAACGGAUAUAAACACAUCAUUUGUUUUUAUUUAAAUACUUAGUGCUUUAAUUUUAAGAACGUAAAUUGUUUGUAACAUUAAUUCAUAAAAACUAGAUUAUGAAAGAUAAUUGCGUCAAAAAAUUCCUUGAAUUAUGUGAGAUCAUUGAACUGUAUUGAAAUCUUUGAAUGCAUUCAAGUUGAGAAUCAUGAAAAAGCUUGAAAAGGGAGCCGAUGCUCCCGUCAGGCCUUUCAAACUGUCUCACCAAGUGUUAUGUAUUACGCAAAUCAACUUUCAAAGGCAAGCAUUAAUAGGUUCAGUAGAAUUAACAAUAAUUCCUCUUAAAAGUGAUCUUCGAAAAAUCAGAUUAAAUGCAAAGCAAAUACGUAUAUACAAAGUUGCUCUGAAUGAAUUUCAUGAAGUAGAAUUCACUUACAAUGAUCCCUGUUUAGAUAUCUGUCAAGGAGAUAUUCGUCAAAAAAGCAUUGAUCAUUUCAACUCCAGCCACCUGGCAGCUGUCAAUGCAGUGGAUUCAGAUAAAGGAAAUGGAGAACUCUGUAUUAGAGUCACUCCAGAUUUAAUGCAUUUGGUUCAAGAAGGUAAACCUUUAAGAAUUAGCAUUGAUUUUGCAUUAGAGAAACCUCAAGGUGGAAUUCACUUUGUUGUUCCAGACUGUGAGGGCACUAUGGUUGAAAGAUGUGCCCAUAUGUUCACGUACGGGUGUGAUAACUCAUCACGGCUGUGGUUUCCUUGCAUCGAUUCAUUUUCUGAACCGUGUACUUGGCGUAUGGAGUUUACUGUAGAGGCGGCAAUGGUUGCCGUUUCUUGUGGUGAUUUAGUGGAAACCGUGUUCACUAGUGAUAUGCGUAAAAAAACCUAUCACUAUAACCUAGCUGUACCUACUUGUGCACCUAAUAUUGGCUUAGCAAUAGGACCUUUUGAAAUAUUUGUUGAUCCUCAUAUGCAUGAAGUUACUCAUUUUUGUUUACCUCAACUGUUGCCACAUUUGAAGCACUCAACAAAAUUUUUGCAUGAAGCUUUUGAGUUCUAUGAAGAACUAUUAUCAAGUAGAUAUCCUUACUCAUGUUACAAGCAAGUAUUUGUUGAUGAAACUUUUCAAGAUGCUCGACCUUACGCAACAAUGACUGUUUUGAGUACGAACUUGUUAAGCUCACCUCAAAUUGUUGAUCAAACCUAUAUUUCUCGGAGAGUUAUGGCUCAUGCUGUGGCUGAGCAGUUUUUUGGAUGUUUUAUUAGCAUGCAGUCAUGGUCUGAUGCAUGGUUGCCCAAAGGUAUUUCCAUGUAUCUUUCUGGGCAUUUCAUGAAGAAGGCAUUUGGUAACAAUGAGUAUAGACUAUGGGUUCAUGGUGAUUUUAAUGAAGUGUUGCGAUAUGAACAGAAAUAUGGAGGAUUGGUGCUUGAUUGUAGUGUAACUCCUGCUCCAGGAAGUGUUGCUGCAGCUGCUCAAGGCAAAGAUGGUACAUUUUAUUUUCCUACUCAGCAUUUAAAUACGACAUCACCCGAGUAUAAUAACAUAUUGACUAAAAAAUCACAUUUAGUCAUUAGAAUGCUGGAAGAUAGAAUAGGAAGAGAGUUACUUCUUCAAGUUUUCAACAAACUGUUAUCGCUGGCAUCAUUAGCAUCAAACUCUACUCAACAGCAACAAAAAGUGACAAAGGAAACUUGGCUAAAUAUGCUUUUAUCUACUACAAGUUUCCAAAAAGCAAUAUUUACUGUUACAGGCAAAGACAUCAACACAUUUUUAGAUCAAUGGGUAAGGCAAGGAGGCCAUCCUAAAUUUUCUGCUAAUUUUGUAUUCAACAGAAAACGAAAUACAGUAGAGUUGGAGAUUAAGCAGUUGGAUAUUCAGAAUCGAGGGAUUCGACGCUAUGUUGGACCAUUGACUGUGACCAUACAAGAAUUAGAUGGCACAUUUAAACAUAAUUUGCAGAUUGAAGAAAAUGCAACUAAGCAUGACAUAACAUGCCAUUCUAAAAGCAGAAGAAACAAAAAGAAGAAGAUUCCAUUAUGUACUGGAGAAGAAGUUGAUAUGGAUUUGAGUGCUAUGGAUGCCGAUUCUCCUGUUUUAUGGAUUCGCAUAGAUCCAGAAAUGUUGUUGUUGAGACAAGUUGUAAUUGAACAGCCUGAUUAUCAAUGGCAAUAUCAGUUGCGUUAUGAACGAGAUGUAACUGCACAAAAAGAGGCUAUCGAUGCACUGGAAAAAUUUCCUACCCCAGCAUCAAGAUCAGCUCUAACUAAUACCAUUGAAAAUGAGCAUUGUUUUUAUAAAGUAAGAUGCCAUGCUUGUUUCUGUUUACAAAAAGUUGCCAAUGCUAUGGUUGCGACUUGGGCUGGUCCACCAGCUAUGAUGCAGAUUUUCAGAAAGUUGUUUGGAUCUUACUCUUGCACACACAUUAUUCGAUUGAAUAAUUUUAAAAAUUUGCAGCAUUAUUUUCUUCAAAAAGAUAUACCUGUGGCUAUGUCUGGUCUUAGAACUGUACAAUGUAUAUGUCCUCCUGAAGUUUUGAAAUUUCUACUCGAUUUAUUCAAAUAUAAUGAGAACAGUAAGAAUAAAUUUUCUGAUAACUAUUACAGAGCUGCUUUAGUUGAUGCUUUGGCUGAAACAGUCACUCCUGUUAUUUCAGUAUUACCUCACACCGGUCUUUCUGUUACUGCUGAUUCAUUGUCCUCUGACACAAAACUAAUUCUGGAAGAGAUUACCAGAUGUUUAAAUAUGGAAAAACUUUUAUCUUGCUACAAAUUUACAGUAACAGUUAGUUGCCUAAAAGCAAUACGCAAACUACAAAAAAUGGGACAUAUACCAAAUUUUCCCUCUCUGUUUCGAGAAUAUGCCGCUUAUGGAAUGUUUAUUGAUGUACGUUUAGCUGCUCUUGAAGCUCUGGUUGAUUUCACGAGUGCUGAUGGAAAGGAAGAAGAUCUUAAUUUUCUUCUUGAUAUAGUGGAAAAUGAUCCAGUUCCUGCCAUUCAGUAUGAAGUUUUACGCAUGCUCAACGAAAAGCCACCCUUUAUUAACAAUGAUUCUAAUCCACUAAAUUCUGAAGAUUUAGCUGAAAGACUAUGGCGGUUUAUGAAUUGUGGAACAGCAUAUGAUUCUUUAAGAAGAUGUGCCGUGAUGGACCUUUAUCACACCCUUUAUGGUCGCAAGAGACCGACGAUCCUGCCAUCUCCUGAUAUUGCUGUUACAAUAAGCAUAAAAGAUAAAAAACCACGAAUACCUGUAAGUUCUUUAAAUGAUGAAAUUCCACUGGAUGACUCAUUUCCACCAGCUAAUGCAUGUAUCAUGCUUGAAACAAUAAAAAUAGAAAAUCUGAAUGAAUUUGGAGGGGGUGGGGAGAAAAGAAAGGCAUCCUCUCCCUUACAUUUUGAGGAUAAUUCUCAUUUUUAUUCAUCAGAUGGUAAAAUCAAAGCUGAAGUAAUAAUAGGUGACAAUCCGGAUACCAACAAAGUGCGUGUUAGAGAAUCUGCCAGUGUUCCCGGAACUUCUCUGUCGACACCAGGCCUUACCGGGAUGUCGUCGCUUCAAAGAACGAACAGUAGUAGUAUUGAUUCAGCAUCAGUGCCCGCUGCUUCUCAAUUUUGUACCUAUGAAGGAUAUUCUGAUGACUCUCAAUCUAAAUCUUUGCCUGGCAUUCAGAGCACAUUUGGCCAACAGCCAACUGGGUUUGAUUCCAGUAUGUUUAAAAAACCAUCCGAUGAUCUGAUGGAUAAGUCAAAUAUGGCAACCGAACUCUCAAGCCAGGCAGGUAAAAUUCAUAAAAAGAAGAAGAAAAAGAAAAAUAAGCAUAAACACAAACACAAGCACCGUCAUGAGAAACAUGAUAAACCUGAGCGAGCUGAAAAAGAUAGAAUCUAUAGUUCUGGUGGCAGCAGUAAUCUGUCUCCAACUACAUUUAGUGGAGGAAGUCCACAAGCAGAAAUAUUGUAAUUUGAUGCUAGAACAUUAUUUUAAGUUUGACUUUUUAAAAAAAAAAAAUUCAUUUUAAAAUUUUCAUAUUAAUCUGUUUUGUGCAAAUGAAUCUUUUUUUUUUUACAGAGUGUGUAGGAAGAUUUCAAUAUUUCCAUAUCAGUAUCUGUACCAAAAUAGCAAAUCUGUACCAAAUUUUGUGACUCCUGGGCAGUUGCCUGCAAGCAACUAAAAAAAAAAAUAAUAAUAAUAAAAAACAAGUCAGUAAAGACCAUAUAUCAAAGGGUAUAACAUGUAGUCAUGCCCGGCUACAUAUUUUUUAAAAAAAUUUUUAAGUUUAAAAAUCUCUCUGGCUUUUUGGCUGGUGCCAACAGAUCUGAUAGGGAAAUAUACCCAAUUGUUUCAAUAUGCUAUGAUCGACCUUUUUUUUUCUUCUCUAAUUUAAAAAGUAUCUUCAUAGAAAAAAUACAGUUUUCUUUAUAUGAUUCAAAACAAUGAAUCUAAGAAAAGAGAUAUUAAUGCAAUGAAUAUUUUAUUUAUCACUUGUAAAAAUUAAAUUUUUGUUCAUCUUAUAUGUGUCUUUAAUAAGUUUCUGCUUGUACUGAUUAUGUCAGCUUAUUUUGAAAUAUGCUCAAUGGCUUUUAAUUUUGUUUAAUUAAAAGUUUUGUCACUACUUAGUCUGACAAAAAUAAUAACAAAACAACUAAUCAAAAACAUCGUAACAACAUGAUUAAAUAGUUUUUAUAAUAAAUGGUAAUAACUUAACAUAUAUUUUUUGUUUUUAAUUGCUAAGUAAAAUUAUGAUUUCACAAUUGUAAGUUUUUCCGUUUUUAUUAUAUACUGUAUAAAUCAUUUACAUAUUGUUUAAUAAUUAAAUAAAUACUCAAUG